CACAGUAAAUCUGGCAACGCUGCGUGCGACUGACGAAUGCGAAUGUAGCCGUGCUGAAUAAAAUACAAACGAACUGGAACAGCUGUUCUCUGUCCGCUGUCAGAAAAUGUAGACGUAGGUGUUUUUAGUGCCGUUUCAAAAAUUACCCACGACUUUCAGACCUUAUUGACAAGCAUGAAAAUAGCAGCAACUGCGUUCAACAACAAAGACAUAUUCAAAAUCCUCACUUAUGCUUCUCAACCUAAGCCUAGCUAGAUUAACGAGGACAAUAAAAAGGAAGCUCCGCAAACUAAAAAUGGAAGCCAGCGGCCACCUGAUAAGCGACGAAUACACAGAAGUGUACAGCCGCCUACCCUUUAAACUACACCUAGCCUACGGCGUCGGUCACGUCCUGAACGACGUCUGCGCAUCCAUGUGGUUCACGUACCUUCUGGUAUUCUUCCACCUAGUCCUGGAGUUCAGCAACUGGGAGACGGGAUUCAUGCUCCUGGUGGGUCAAGUGGCGGACGCCAUAGCCACCCCCUUCGUCGGCUACCACUCCGACCAGUCCGACAACUUCUGGUUCUGCCGAUACGGCAGGCGGAAAGUGUGGCACCUGUUCGGCACCAUUUGCGUCCUGGGAGCUUUCCCUUUCAUCUUUUCCCCUUGCAUGGGGUGUACCGAGAGCCACAAGUCGGCGCAAAUCUUCUACUAUUGCAUAUUCAUAAUAAUUUUCCAGUUUGGUUGGGCUUCUGUGCAGAUCUCGCACUUGUCCUUGAUACCAGAGCUGACCCCCAACGAACAAGACCGCACCAAACUCACCGCCGUCCGAUACUGCUUCACUGUGAUAUCUAACCUCUUGGUCUACGUGAUAACCUGGAUGGUGCUGCACCUGGACAACGGCGAGCACUCCAGGAUCGGACCCAAGGACGGGCCCAAGUUCCAGCACGUGGUGUGGUCAGUUCUGUCGCUAGGCAUAGUGUGUACGUUGAUUUUCCAUUUCUUCGUCAAAGAAACUGACAACGGGACCAGUCAGAACGUCAGGGGUGGGCAGUUGAGGAUCAGCAUGAGGGAACUGUUCACCUCUUUCAAAGUUUACCAAGUCGCCAUCGUCUACAUGGCUUCCAGGUUAUUCGUCAAUCUGACUCAGGUCUUCAUCCCUCUGUACCUCCACGAAACGCUCAACAUGGCCGCAAGCUCUCUAGCCUUGGUACCACUGACGAUGUACGUUGGCAGUUUGAUCACCUCCACCUCAAUAGAAAGGAUAAACAGGUUUUGUGGGAGAAAGAUAACCUACGCGAUUGGGGCCGUUAUAGGUAUCGCGGGCUGUAUUUGGAUAAAGUUCGGGCAAGGCCAAGGCUACGUGUCGUCUUACAUCUACGUGGUAGCUUGCCUGCUAGGUUCUGGAGGCUCGAUCAUCCUCGUGUCCAGUCUGGGGAUAACGACCGACUUGAUUGGUGAAAAAACCGACAGCGGCGCUUUCAUAUACGGGCUGAUGAGCUUCACGGAUAAACUGGCGAACGGGGUAGCCGUCGUAAUUAUACAAUAUCUGCAUAACGACGCUUCGGACACGACGUACUACAGGGACGUAUUGACGAACGUGUGUGGGGGAUCGGCUUUGUUGGGGGCCGUCACUGUGAUAUUUCUGUUUAAUAGGGUCAGGACGCGGAAUCUGCUGUACGAAAAUGUUCCUACUUAUAAUUCUAUCAACUAGUUACAGUUUCGUGAAACUAGCCAAUUUUAUAAACUAACACGUAAGAUAAUUCAUUGUGAUUUAUUUGUGAAUUUGUAAGGAUGUCCCGAAUACUAAAAACCUUCGGUAACUUUUUAGGAUUGAGUCUUAUCAAAAAAAAAAGUAGUAGAAACCAACCAACUUGCUAGUGACCUUGAGUUUCACCUUCAUUGUAAGUUUCAAUGUCAAACCAAGGUCAACUUGGGAAUAUUAAAUGGAACGCUUUAUUUUUUAUAGCAGCAAACGAUAGAAA
This is a messenger RNA of Anoplophora glabripennis (Asian longhorned beetle), 1964 nucleotides long. Its product is annotated as major facilitator superfamily domain-containing protein 12. Bases 230 to 1693 code for a protein of 487 amino acids. Gene Ontology annotation, cellular component: membrane. The transcript is spliced from 2 exons. The record is from RefSeq and is a predicted model, not a curated record. Gene Ontology annotation, molecular function: symporter activity. Gene Ontology annotation, biological process: carbohydrate transport. Lineage: Eukaryota; Metazoa; Arthropoda; Insecta; Coleoptera; Cerambycidae.